AUGAGAAAAGUGCUGACAUGGGGAGGUAUUUUCGCCUCUUCGGCUUUGGCGGCCUACCUUCUCUCUAUUGCAUAUGCUAUAUUCUCAACCUCUUUCAGUCACCAUCAGAGAGAGAAGUCCUACUUCGAGGCUAGUGGAAAGGUCCUCCACAUGUUUGAUGAAAGAAGAAAGUUCGACAUUUACGUAGGCCAGCCCAAACUUUCAUCGAACACUUACGUUAAUGAUUUAACUAUUGAUUAUUCUAGAGAUGAGCCGUCAAAAAAGCCUCGUGAGAAUGCCACGCUUCUAAUGCUGGUGCGAAACAGAGAGCUCGAAGGGGCACUUCAAUCGAUGAGGUCCCUGGAGGAUAGAUUCAACCGGAAGUAUCACUACGAUUGGACUUUUUUGAAUGACGUUCCCUUUGAUCAAGCGUUUAUCGAAGCCACCACCGCCAUGGCAAGCGGCAAAACGUCAUACGGGCUGAUCCCAAGCUCUGACUGGGACAGGCCUUCUAAUAUCAACGAAACUGAGUUUGAAAGCUGCCUCCAGCUUAUGGAGGAAAAGAAGGUGCUGUACGGAGGCUCCCGAUCUUACAGAAACAUGUGCCGCUUUAAUUCAGGGUUCUUCUUUCGGCAAGAAAUCCUUGAUAAAUAUGACUACUACUUCAGAGUCGAGCCAGAUGUUGAGUACUUCUGCGACUUCCCAUAUGAUCCUUUUAAAGUCAUGAGAACGCAGGGAAAGAAAUAUGGCUUUGUCAUGUCUCUCCACGAAUAUGAGGACACGAUUCCCACCUUAUGGGAUGCUGUUGAGGAGUUUAUCACUGACUACCCCGAACUGAUUGACAUGGAAACAAACGCUUUCAGCUUCAUUACCGAUGAUGGUGUUAUCGGCCGCGUCAUGCCCAUCAUCCAGUCCAACUCAAUGUACAAUUUAUGCCACUUUUGGUCCAACUUCGAGAUCGGUGACCUGUCUUUUUUCAGAAGCGAUGCGUACCUUAAAUACUUUGAGGUUCUAGACUCUAAGGGUGGAUUCUACUAUGAACGUUGGGGGGACGCUCCGGUUCACACCAUCGCAGCUGCGCUGCUCCUACGCAAGGAAGAAAUCAUUCAUUUCGACGAGCUGGGGUAUCACCAUCUCCCCUUUAUGACUUGUCCGACAUCGCGCAACCUAAGGCUUCAGCAGCGGUGCAUAUGCGAUCCAGACAUUGAAGAAAACAUUGAUAUAACGUCUUACAGUUGUUUGACCCGGUGGUGGAAGAGCGGGGACGGAAAGCAUUUUAUGAAACACAUAUAG
Molecule: messenger RNA, 1272 nt
Organism: Lachancea thermotolerans CBS 6340
Lineage: Eukaryota; Fungi; Ascomycota; Saccharomycetes; Saccharomycetales; Saccharomycetaceae
Gene: YUR1
Product: mannosyltransferase YUR1
Exons: 1
Coding region: 1-1272 (423 amino acids)
Biological process (GO): cell wall mannoprotein biosynthetic process; protein N-linked glycosylation
Cellular component (GO): Golgi apparatus; membrane
Molecular function (GO): alpha-1,2-mannosyltransferase activity
Source: RefSeq, a predicted model, not a curated record